Molecule: messenger RNA, 6927 nt
Organism: Danaus plexippus (monarch butterfly)
Lineage: Eukaryota; Metazoa; Arthropoda; Insecta; Lepidoptera; Nymphalidae
Exons: 2
Coding region: 2601-4070 (489 amino acids)
Source: RefSeq, a predicted model, not a curated record
UGAUUUUGUAGCGGAAAACAAAAAUGACAUAUCAAACCUGUUUGCCACUCAUUUUUCGUCGGUUUACGAGGAUAACAAUAUUAUUAUCCGUGAAAGUGACGAACCCAAAACUUGCAUUGGGAAUAUUCGUCUUUCACAGGAAGAUAUUGGAAAGAAGCUGAAAGGGCUCGACACUAGUAAAGGAUCGGGUCCCGAUGAUAUUCCCCCGAUUUUCUUAGUUCACUGUGCUGAAGUGCUGUCAUUCCCAUUGUACGUCAUCUACAAAGUCUCUUUAAAUACAGGCGUCUUUCCCGAUAAGUGGAAGGAAGCUAGAAUUGUUCCCACUCAUAAGGGCGGUAAGCUGGAGUCAGUGGAUAAUUAUCGCCCAAUCUCUAUUUUGUCGACAAUGUCAAAGGUCUUCGAAUCUUUGGUUUGCCAACAUAUUUCUAUCUAUGUCAAACCGUAUCUCAGUAUACAUCAACAUGGUUUUAUAUCUGGGAGAUCUACGAACACAAAUUUAAUAACAUACGUCCACGAAAUAAUUCUGAACUUAGACAAAGGAGCGCAGGUAGACGCAAUUUACACAGACUUUUCAAAGGCCUUUGACAAAGUCAAUCAUAAUAUAUUGCUGGAAAGACUUAGAUCGUUGGGUAUAACGGAUAGUUUACUGAAGUGGUGUGGUUCAUACCUACGGUUGAGACCUUCGCGCGUUGUGAUUGAUGGAGUCAAAUCUUAGUCAUUUAUUGCGCACUCCGGGGUACCACAGGGGUCCAAUCUGGAUCCUGUAUUUUUCAACAUAUUUAUAGACAGUCUAUGCUCUAAAUUUAAAUAUAGUAAAUUUUUUCUUUACGCGGAUGAUUUAAAGCUAAUUCGUACAGUUGACGCUCAAUCCGAUGUAUUACUUCUUCAAAGGGAUAUCGAGUCUCUUGUUGACUGGUGUGUAGCUAACAGCAUGAAUUUAAAUAUAAACAAAUGCUUUUACAUGAAAUUUACAAGGAAGAAGCAGUCUAUAAAAAGUGAAUACAAAAUACUUAAUGCUGUUGUUAAAGACGUUGACACUGUUCGUGAUCUUGGUGUAAUUUUUGACCCAAAAGUGCAGUUCACAGAACACAUAGACCAUAUUGUUAAAGCAGCUUGGAGUAGUCUAGGAUAUGUAAUAAGAAGGGGAAAGGAAUUCCGUAAGACCUCAACAGUCAUUACUCUCUACAACUGUUAUGUUCAAAGCAAACUCGAAUAUUGUUCGGUUGUGUGGUCACCACAAUACAAAGUACAUGUUGAUAGGAUUGAAAGGAUCCAAAAAAAAUUCACAAAGUUCCUUUCGUAUCGUUUUGGUGGUAAUUCUUGUGGUAGGAACUACGUUGAUAGUUUGAGGGAGUACCGAAUGUUGCCAUUGUCCGGCCGCAGACAACUCAUUGACAUGACCUUUUUGCACAAACUUUUAAACAAUAAAACAGAUUGUUCCCAACUUCUCUGUUUAAUUGGUAUUAACGUCCCAUCUAGAAUGCCUAGACAACAUAUUUCAUUAUUUUGCAUUCCUCGAACUAGGACCCGGCUGGGAAGAAAUUCUCCUGUCAGCAGAAUAAAACGUACAUAUAAUGAUUUUUCUCAGACCUGUAAAGACUUGGACAUCUUGCAUAGCAGUUACAAUAGUCUUAAGCGUUAUGUUUUCAAAAUAUUACUCUUGUUAAAUGUUAAUGUUAAUGUAGAUCGAGGUUCUUGAAUGUUUGUUUUUCUUUUUUUCUUUUAUAGCACAAUAUUGCUUUCGGUAUUGCAUUUUGUCACUAAUAUUUUUGAUGUUUUUAAUAUUUUAAAUUGGUUAUUUGAUUUAUUCUUAAUAAUUAAAAAUUCACUUACUUGUGAAGUGUUGAAAAUUUUAUCUGAUUAUCAUUCUGUUAUUUACAUUAUUUUUACUGUUAUCAUUAUUUUUAUCAUAAAUUUUUUUUCUUUCUAAAUUUUGGCAUUACACUUUGGCCGAACAUUGUAAUUUUAAAUAUUUGAUUUGAUUAUGAUAUGUUUGGAAAUUUAUAAUGAUUCACUUAAAGUGUGUAACUUGACAUAAUUAAUAUUACACGUUGUGAUGACCUGUAAUUGGAAGAACAUUCAAACUAUAUAUUGUAAGCUCAUGUUUAAAAAAGCUGUAAAUAAUGUAUCUUUUGUUGGUUAUCCAUAAAUAAAUAAAUAAAUAAAUAAAUAUUUCCGAAUUAAAAACCCUUGAUUCUCCUGCUGUAGUUAACCUAUCCUUAGUUAAGUUUUGUGUUGUGUUGUCGACCGUCCCCCCUAUUGGGGACGUUAAAAAUUUUAAAUUGGAAUUAUAAUCUACUUUGUUUUAAUUAUUUUACUAUAAGUACGUUUUAAAUUUUAAAUUUGGAAUUUAAUACUUUUAACUUUUUAAUUCAAUAUAUUUAAUUAUAAUAAACAAAUUUCAAUUUAAUCAAAAUUUUUAAAAGUUUUUAAAUAUAUAAAUUUUGAGUUUUAAAUUGAAUUAUAUAAAAGUCAACUGUGAUAGUCCCCUAUUGGGACGUAAAAUUAGUUUUAAUUAGUUAAGCUUGUGUUUGUGUUGUGUCGACCGUCACCCCUAUUGGUGACGUCAUUUUAACCUAUCUUCACGUACAGUUUUAAACAUGGCACUGCCGCAGGGCAAAAAUAUAAAAACCAUAACAGUCGCAUAUACAGACGAAAGACAGCGAAUUGUCCCAACCAAUGCACAGCCCAGUGCUCGCCCGGUGGAAACUGCCACGGGGAAGGCAAAUAGGCUUUACCAGACCGCGAAAUCCCAACUGGAGCAAUCGGGGAACCUAAAGUCGUCCAUCAAGGAGGCUGUCCUGGAUAGUCUAUCGGAACUGUACGGGACGGUCCUCCAGGUGGACGAACGAAUGCGGUCCCUGGAACUCCAGUUGGUGAAAUUGCGGUUGGAAGGGGAGGAAACCUUAAAAAACAAAUUAGAAGAGAAAGAGAAAUUUAUAAACACAAUAUUAGAAAAAUUGGACUGGGGGGGCAAAAUUGGGGAAUUAGUUACUAACACAGAAGACAUUAAAAAGAUGAUUAAUUUUGACGUAUUAGGAAGAUUCGACGAGUAUCCCCCGGGUAGAGUACUGUGCGGGACCGUUAAAAAAUUAGAGGGCCUGAUGGAAGAAGUGAAGAAUGUAAGGAGGGUGAUAGAGGAUACGGGGGCGAAGGUGGACACGGUCGGGACGCGGGUGGGGGAGCUCGAGGGUAAGCUGAUGGAGUACGAAGUAACCGUAAGGGAUACCGGAAAGGCCAUCGAGACCCUCAAGGCCUCGGCGUCAACAUACGCCGAGGCGGCGAGGGCUCCGAAGCCAAAGGUUCAGCUUCCCCCGUGCCGCCCCAAUCACGCGCUGAUCGUGUCCUCCACCGCCCCCAAGGAUACGAGUGAUACUGUGAUAGGAAAAGUUAGAGAGGCCCUCGACGCGCGUAGGUCAGGGGUCCAAAUCGGCAGGGUAAGGAAAAUAAGGGAUGGGAAGAUUGUGAUCAGCUGCGGGGACCGGCCGGGGCUGGAGAAGACCGAAAGUCGACUCAAGUCCCAAGCUGGUCUCAAACUCGAGCCUGCAGCAAACCGAGACCCGAGAGUGAUCAUCCGGAAUGUGUUCUGCUACAACACUGAGGCUGACAUAAUAGAGUCCUUGAAAUGUCAGAAUCAGAAGUUGUGGCGGGACCUGGAUCCGGCUCACUUUAGGGUCAAGGAGGUUUACCGUAGGAAGGCGCGGAACCCUCACCAGGCCCAUGUCGUGUUGCAGGUCUCCCCUAAGGUUUGGCGCAAGCUGACCGAGGCGGGGACCAUAUACAUUGACAUUCAGGGCCUGACUGCCGAGGAUCAGUCGUCGCUGGUGCAGUGUACCCGUUGCCUGGGCUACGGCCACGGCCGCAGAAACUGUAAAGAGACAGUGGACCGUUGCAGCCACUGCGGAGGGGGGAGGGGGCACACCGAACGAACUGUCCCUCUCGAGUGGAUGGGAGGCCAACCGUCUGCAGGAACUGCGACCGGGCUGGGGCCCAGGAGACGGGCCACAAUGCAGUCAGCGGAGACUGCCCUAUCCGGCGGAAGUGGGAUGGUAUCGCGCGUUUUUCGGUGAGCUACUGCUAAGGGCACCGCAGCUGUACCGGAGUGUAAGGAAAGCUUUGUGGUCUUCAAGCCAACCUCCAGCGUGCCCGUCUAGCGACGCAGGAACUGGUCAUGGUCGCGCACGAGGGUGGUGUUGGGGUCGCCUUAAUCCAGGAACCUUACGUCGGCUCUGAGGGGAGGGUCGGUAGCUUCCGUGGCGUCAGGGUAGUGCAGAGAGAGGACGCUAGGACCAAGCCCGUCAAGGCGGCAAUCAUGGUCUUCCAUGAGCACCUGGAGGUUCAUGUGAACCCCCAGAUAAUCACUGAGAACAUCGUGGCUGUCGUCCUUAAGGCGGGUGAUUGGACCGCAGCGGUCGUCUCUGUGUACCUUGAGGGCACGGAGGAUAUCGAGCCAUACCUGGUGCAAGUACGAGACUUCCUGGGGAGGGUCGGCACCAACACGGUCCUCGUGGGCGGCGAUUGGAAUGCAUGGAGUCCGUGGUGGGGGAGCGUCGGUGAGGACACCAGAGGCGAAACCCUACGGGGGUUCUUUGAUGACCUGGAGCUGCACGUGUUGAAAAAAGGAGUCGUCCCCACCUUCGAUGCGAUCCGGGGGGGCAGGAGGUACACGAGUCAUGUCAAUGUCACCGUCUGCACCCACGGGUUGUUGAGAAGCGUCCGUGAAUGGAAAGUGGACGACUCCGUGACCAAUCUCGACAACCGUCAUUAAUCUCGAAACCUGUACCUUUUAACUUUUGAGCCGUAUCCACAACCUGGGUCACGUACGCAGUCAUUGAUUGCGAGCUGCCUAGGCGGAUGGAAAUCAAAGUUCUGAGUAGGCUGAUGCGACGCGUGAAUCCGGAAUCGUCAAAUAACGACUUUAACUUUGCCCACAAGUUAUGCAUGGUGGUUUCAAUCUUGAUGUCAACGUAGAGUAAUGGGUCGAUAGUCAUCACCAUCUUUGCUUUAGCCUUCCGAUCAUCUUGCUCACUGAGAGUAGCACUGUUUUCGAGGUCGAUACCUUUAGAGAUCAAAAAGUUUUCGGCGGCGAAUGCCCAAUCGUCGUAAUUAUCUCUUCCCUUUAGCUUCGGGACGUUCAACGAAUAAUUUCCUGCUAUUGUAACUGAACUAUUAUAAAAAAGACUUUUUAAUUAAUUUGGACUGGGCCCAUAACCUGGUAAAACUCGAGUAUGAUUCGUAAGGUACUUACGCUUUAUUUGAAUUCAGAGAAGGGUUUACACUUAAGCUCACAGGUGGCGCUAGUUGUACAUAGACAAUAUUUUUGUACCAUAGAUAAAAUAUACAAUAUUUUUACAGCUGUGUCCUUAAUUUGCGUAUGAGGGAACGGAUAUUAUCGUGCAUGAGUUGGAACUCCUGACCCAUUUGUACUAUUUGUACCCAUUUGUGUGGGAUAAUCACAGUAGCCACUAUCACAGCCUCAUUGCGGUAUUUCAGUGCAUUCAUGUUCCCUCUUAUCCAAAUGAGAUCGGUUCUCUCACCGAUACGAAUACCAGCCCAUACCAUAAUAGUGCCGCCUUGAUAUGAAUGGACUUCUUGUGGAUGCUGGAGACGGCUUCGUCUACCAGGAACUCGCCAAACCCUUAAUCUUCGUGAAUCCGAUUGAAAUCCAAAUCGAGACUCAUCAGAAAAAAGCACCAUGGACUAUUGCUCGUCACUCCAUGCGAAAUGUUCUUGAGCCCACAAUAGUCUCGGUCCGCGAUUGCCACGCCGCAAAGUUGGAACCCGAAGUGGUCUGCGAGAAUGAAGACCAGCUUCAUGUAAACUUCUUCUUACAGUUUGGUCACUAACCAACAAUUAGUUGUCAGAUUGUAGCCUUUGAACUAUUUGCAUAGCUGUAAUAUUAGGUUGUCUCCUAGCGAUAUUUUUAAGAAAACGAUCCUGUCUAGGUGUGGUGAGGCGACAUCUGCCAGAAUGGCACGAUAUCGUGACCAUAACCGGGAGAUUACAUUUUUGGCCGGUUUACAGAAUUUCAGCAACCACGCUUUGUAUAGCGCCCGCUUCCAACAUGCCUACAGCUCUAAUCUGCUUUUCCCUUGUCAAAUCUCGACGUGACAUAACAAUAAAUGAACAACCCGUUGAAGAUCCGGACAUGAAGGUUCCAUACAUUGCUAAUGACUAUAAAUCGCUUUGAAGACAUUUCAAGAAACCUACAUUUUAGUGAGAAUUCGAAGGAAAUGAAUAGAGCCGAUCCAGCUCAUGACAGAGCAUUCAAAAUACCAUCUGUUCUGGAUCACUUCAAUCGAGCGUUCCAAGGUGCCAUGACCAACACAAAAACGCAGUCUGUUGAUGAACAUAUGAUAAAGUUCAAAGGACACAAUAUAAUGACAAUAUGUCAAAAACAUACCAGUCUAGUGGGGGUUUCAAAUGUGGUGCAUGAGAACUUCGACAAAAAAUUUCGAAACUUUGACUCAUCCAGUUUGCCAACCUGUAAAGCGGAAUUGCAACAGCAUUUAUUGCGGGUUCGUUACGUGACGAAAAUUUGGAGAAAUGCUCAUUCAAAACAUCCAACGUCUUUAUCUCCAAUGGCUUUCGGUUGGACCAUUAACGGUGACAAAUAUGAUUUUGUCUGGUUUUUGGGAGAUCAAUUACCAUCCUCAGCUGCAGAUAUUAUUGUUCAAAAUGAUAGAAUUUUAGAAGAUAACGAAAGUUCUCAAGAAGAUGAUAUGAAUGACACUGACAAAGACAGCGACGAUGAUGAUGAUGAUUAUGAAGAUGCCUCUUUUUUGUGACGUCACCAUAGGCUGAAAUAACUUGAAAAACUUAAUAUUAAUUAUUUAUAACUUACAUUUAGUAAUCAGAACCAUUUAAAUAAAAAGUUUUGUUUUUUAAAUUUUAAUCUAAUUUUAUAUUCCUUUUUAUGCUUAAUUU